CUCGAACUGCAUCUUCAACAAAAUCACAUCUUACCUGACCUUUCAUUUGGAUUUCGGAAAGGAACCUCAACAAUGAGCUGUCUCGAGUACGUGGUUAACAGAAUCCAGGCUGGAAAGCGGAAAGGACUGAUCGUCGGCACCAUCUUCGUCGACCUAUCGAACGCUUUCAACGCGGUGAAGCCGGAAACUCUGGAAGCUGUCCUACAAUCGUAUGCGGUUCCUCCAGAACUCAGCAGCUGGAUAAUGGCCUUUCUAACCAACAGAAGAAUAGAGCUUCAAGUAGGCGACCAAAAAGCAGUGAGGUAUGUGCACCAGGGACUUCCACAGGGUGAUGUACUUUCACCUACAUUAUUCAAUGUGUACACGGCGAAAUUACAUGAAAUUCAGGUCGAGGGCGUUAUAUUGGUCCAAUACGCAGAUGACUUCUCCAUCAUAGUUAUGGGAAGAUCAAUCGAAGAGCUGAACGAAAGAGGAAAUGCGUACAUGGAACGAUUUGCACAGUUGGCAGAAUCUCUGAAUUUCACUAUAAAUGCACAGAAAACUAAAGCAGUAUUGUUCCUGAAUAGUCCACGGGAAAUGAAGAUAGCGGUUAACGACGAAGACAUUGAAUCAGUCAGAUGGCACAGAUAUCUAGGGGUUCUGAUCGACAAAUCGUUGCGUUUUGGCUCCCAUAUUCGGGAAUUGACGCAAAAGAUGGCGGAUCGCUUGAAUAUGUUAAAGGUGAUCAGUGGCACAAAAUAUGGAGCACAUCCGGGAACACUGAAUGUGGCGUACAAUGCUCUAAUCAGAAGUUUCAUAGAGUAUGGAACAAGCGUUUAUAGCUCUGCCUGUAAUACGAAUCUUAAAAAACUAGAUACUAUCAACAACCAGUGCCUGAGAAGAGUGACAGGAUGCACGAAAACUACGCCCAGAAACACACUGCAAGCUAUAGCUGCGCAAUCGCCGCUGCAGUUUAGGCGAAUGAAAAUGAUAGGGAGACAAGUUGUUAAACACUGUUAUUCGAAAUCACCGGUUUGGGAUCAAAUGUGCCAAGAUACCCUCGUAGAGGAAUUCUGCGAGAACCAACGGUAUACAGCAAUGGAAAAAUCAGCAUUUCUCCACCAUGACAUUCUUGAACAGUUGUCGACGAUGGUUAAGGAACCUUACAGGUGGGGCGACGUGCAAAUCUGCACCACCUUAAAAGAAGGAACGUGGGUCAAGAAGGAAACCUGCACGAAAGUUCUGAAGCAGUUAUCUCUAUCUUUAAUCCAUGGAAAAUAUAGUGGUCGGCAGCUGAUAUUCACGGAUGCAUCUUCGGACGGCGUGACAUGCGGGAUUGGCGUGUACCACGAGGCUAGGAACUUCAGGUUGAGUCUAAGAUUGGCGAACACCGUCUGCAUAAUGUCUGCUGAAUUAGAAGCGAUCUACGUGGCCCUACAAUACAUACGCACACAAAAUCUUCAAAACGCGGUUAUUAUGACCGACUCCAAAUCUGGAUGUGAAUACAUCAGGCGGAACAAACGUUCAUAUGAAAGAGAUGAAGUGAUAGAUAAUAUCCUGAGGAUGGCCACGGAGUACAACACGUCGAUUCAGUGGAUCCCAGGACACACUGGACUAAACGGAAAUGAAGUAGCUGAUCAACUAGCCAAGGCGGGACUCGAACAGGAAACAGUUUGCAGCAAUAAGAUCCUUCUACACGAUGCCAUCAACCACAUCCACACCAUCAGCGAACAAAGCUCCCAACAAUGGUACCUACAGUACGCAGCCGAGCUUGGCAAGGGCAGGAAAUACUUCCAAAUACAAAACACAAUACCCGCGAAACCCUGGCACCAUAAGUUACAACUAAACAACACCGAGCUUGUGAGAAAAAAAGUCUAUCAGACUAUAAACAAAACAUCGCUGGCGAUAUAGCAUAUAAGCUGCUGCCAUCCCCCGGUCUCUGUCAGCAACAGCCAGGACCAACAGAACCAAGAAGAAGAAGAAGACCUCUUAUGAUCACAAAACACUUCAAACUCGCAUUAAUACUAAUGUACGGUAAGAGGAGCAUGCGAUUAUUUGAAUUGGGGACUACGAAGGUGAUGAUUUUGUUUGCGGUUUUCUGUGAGAAAGUGAAGGAGGGAAGAUUUUUUGCUUUUUUUUCACUCAUACUCCCAUAAGAAACCCCGUAGGAAGAAAGAGUGUUUCCCGGCUCAUCAACCUUCGUAGUCCCCAAUAAAGCAACCCAACAAACACGCAUUGUGAAUGUGAUUUCGUGUGUGGCUCACAACAUCAAACAAAAGGUGCGUUUGUUGAUUGCACGCUCGUUUCAAUUUGCACGAAUAUGAGUAUAAGGCAGUUAGAUGUUGGCUACGAUAAAUUUCAUUCAUGCCAGGGGCCUGCAAACG
Aedes albopictus (Asian tiger mosquito) is the source of this 2363-nucleotide messenger RNA. RefSeq lists its product as uncharacterized. Lineage: Eukaryota; Metazoa; Arthropoda; Insecta; Diptera; Culicidae. The transcript has 2 exons. The coding region runs from base 73 to 1890 and encodes 605 amino acids. Gene Ontology annotation, molecular function: RNA-DNA hybrid ribonuclease activity; nucleic acid binding. The record is from RefSeq and is a predicted model, not a curated record.